AUAUGGCGUAGCGGAGAUGGGCGAGUGCCGCUUGGGGAAGCCGGAGGGAGACAAAGGACCAAAGUUUCAGCUCGUCCUUUUCGAAGUGCAGAAGUACCGCGAAGGAGAGAUGGCCGUCUGUGCACUGCGCUGACAUGGAUUAUUCUGUGUGAAUCCUUCACCGGGAGCGCGUCUGUUGAGCGAAGAAGCUGAGGUCAAGGGGUAAUCCAAGAUGGAUGCAGCUUCUUAUGACCAGCUCCUGAAGCAGGUGGAGGCACUUAAAAUGGAGAACUCCAACCUUCGUCAGGAGUUGGAGGACAACUCGAAUCAUCUCACCAAACUCGAGACGGAAGCCUCUAAUAUGAAGGAGGUGCUGAAGCAGCUGCAGGGAAGUAUUGAUGAAGAGUCCAUCGAGUCCUCAGGACAGAUUGAUCUUCUGGAAAGACUGAAAGAAAUCAGCCUGGACCCAAGCAACUUCUCAGGUGUGAAGCUGAGGUCCAAGGCUUCUGUACGCUUGUAUGACAGCUGUGACACCUCUGUGUCUGGGCAGUCUGGAGACAGCAGCCCUGUCCCUGUUGGUUCCUUUCCGAGGCGGGGCGUAAUGCACGGGACCCUCGAUAGUGCCAGUUGUCUGGAGGAACUAGAGAAAGAGAGGUCUCUGCUGAUGGCAGAACUUGAGAAAGAGGAAAAAGAGAAAGAUUGGUACUACACCCAGCUACAGAACCUCACUAAAAGGAUCGAUAGCCUUCCCUUAAUGGAAAGUUUCUCGCUGCAGACGGACAUGACUCGCAGACAGCUGGAGUAUGAGGCCCGUCAGAUCCGAGCUGCCAUGGAGAAACAACUGGGAACGUGCCAGGACAUGGAGAAGAGGGCCCAGGUGAGAGUAUCACGCAUCCAGAAGAUAGAAAAAGACAUGCUUCGCAUCCGCCAACAUUUACAGUCUCAGCCAGCAGAUUCAGAGGUACCUUUGCCCAGCAAACAGCCAACUUUGCCUGAUUGUGAGAGAGAUGUUGAUGGAGAGCAGGCAUCUGGUGACUCUGCUACGGCUCCCCCAUUGUGCAGCCAGGGGUCAGGUACUCGAAUGGACCAUGAAGCAACAAGUGAUUUAAGCUGUGGUGGUAGUUACUCUGUCCCACGCAGACUGACAAGUCACCUUGGUACCAAGGUAACCGAAGAUUACAGGCCUCAGGUGGAAAUGGUGUACUCGCUCCUGUCCAUGUUGGGUACCCAUGACAAGGACGACAUGUCACGUACAUUAUUGGCCAUGUCCAGCUCCCAGGACAGCUGCAUUGCCAUGCGCCAGUCGGGCUGUCUGCCACUGCUCAUCCAGCUGCUUCAUGGCAACGACAAGGACUCAGUGCUGCUGGGCAACUCGCGUGGCAGUAAAGAGGCCCGGGCCCGGGCCAGCGCUGCCCUACACAAUAUCAUCCACUCACAGCCUGAUGAUAAGCGAGGCAGGCGAGAGAUUCGUGUGCUGCACCUGCUGGAACAGAUCCGGGCCUACUGUGAGACCUGCUGGGAGUGGCAGGAGACCCACGAGCGUGGUGUGGACCAGGACAAAAACCCCAUGCCCUCACCAGUGGAGCAUCAGAUUUGCCCUGCAGUAUGUGUCCUCAUGAAGUUAUCCUUUGAUGAAGAGCAUCGGCAUGCAAUGAAUGAGCUAGGGGGGUUGCAAGCAAUAAGUGAGUUGCUGCAGGUGGACUGUGAGAUAUAUGGGCUAACCAAUGACCACUGCAGCGUGACACUUAGAAGAUAUGCUGGAAUGGCCCUAACAAACCUAACCUUUGGAGAUGUGGCCAAUAAGGCAACUCUAUGUUCUAUGAAAGGCUGCAUGAGGGCGAUGGUAGCGCAGCUGAAAUCAGAUAGUGAAGAUUUACAGCAGGUUAUAGCUAGUGUUCUAAGGAAUUUGUCAUGGCGUGCUGACGUAAACAGUAAGAAGACUCUUCGUGAGGUUGGAAGUGUGAAAUGUUUAAUGGAAUGUGCCUUGGAUGUCAAGAAGGAAUCAACACUAAAAAGUGUUCUAAGUGCCCUGUGGAACUUGUCGGCACAUUGCACUGAAAACAAAGCAGAUAUUUGUUCUGUCAAUGGUGCAUUGGCUUUUUUGGUUAGCACGCUAACAUACCGAAGCCAAACCAACACCUUGGCAAUUAUUGAAAGUGGAGGAGGUAUCCUGAGAAAUGUGUCAAGUCUCAUCGCUACAAAUGAAGAUCAUAGGCAAAUUCUGAGAGAAAACAAUUGCCUCCAGACUCUGCUUCAGCAUCUGAAGUCACACAGCUUGACAAUAGUCAGCAAUGCAUGUGGAACACUUUGGAACCUAUCUGCUCGAAAUGCAAAGGACCAAGAAGCCUUAUGGGACAUGGGAGCUGUCAGCAUGUUGAAAAACCUCAUACACUCAAAGCACAAGAUGAUUGCCAUGGGAAGUGCUGCAGCUUUAAGGAAUCUAAUGGCCAACAGACCUGCCAAGUACAAGGACGCCAACAUUAUGUCUCCAGGAUCUAGCUUACCCUCACUCCAUGCCAGAAAACAAAAAGCUUUAUUUGAAGAGCUAGAUGCGCAACACCUUUCGGAGACUUUUGAUAACAUUGACAACUUAAGUCCUAAAGCUUCUCACAGGAACAAACAAAGACACAAACAAAAUGCAUAUGGUGAGUUUGUUCUAGACUCUGGACAUCACAAUGAUGACAGUGUUUGCAGGUCAGAGACUUUUAAUCCUAACAUGCCCUCUCACACACCUUAUGCAAACACUCAAGUUGUACCUAAUUCAUCAUCUAGAGAAGGCAGAGGCAGUUCAGAAAGUUCAAAGGCUGACAAGGAUAGAAGCCUUGACAGAGAACGAAGAGCUGGCGUAUCAAGUGGAUUCCACCCUUCAGAUGACACUUCAAAAAGAACUGCUAUGCAAGCAUCAUCAACCACUGCACAGAUUGCCAAGGUUAUGGAGGAGGUAGAGAGCAUGUGCAUUAGUCAAGAUGACAGAAGUGCCGGGAAUACAAUGGACACACGAUCUGUGCAAGAGGAAAUUAAUACUGUUAGGCAUACACCUGCCAUUCAUGCUCAUUUAAACCCCUACAACUUUAACAAGCCAGAGCACAGUAACAGAACUUGCCAAAUGCAAAAAAUUGAAUAUAGAGCAUCUAAUGACAGUCUUAACAGUGUGAGUAGUAGUGAUGGCUAUGGUAAAAGAGGUCAAAUGAAACCUUCCAUUGACUCUUACUCUGAAGAUGAAGGGAAAUGUUGCAUCUACAAGAAAUAUCCUGCUGACCUAGCCCAUAAAAUUCAUAGUGCUAAUCAUAUGGAGGAUGCCGAUGGUGAUCUGGAUACUCCAAUUAAUUAUAGUCUGAAGUAUUCAGAUGAACAGUUGAACUCUGGCCAGCAAAGCCCAAGCCAAAAUGACAGGUGGGUUAGAGUUAAGCAUCUUGGGGAUGAUGUAAAGCGGACAGAUCAGAAAUCUGGGCAGUCUCAAAAUCAGGGUUAUCCUAUUUACACAGAGGCAGCUAGUGAUACUGACGAAACACAGAAAUCAUUUCAGUCAAGGUUUGUGUCACCAGAGUGCUCUGGUGCAUUUCGAUCUAGGACCUCCAACUCUGAGCAAAGUAGUUCCUGUCUGGGAAUAAAUAAGAUGAUCAGCCAGAAUAUGUGCACUGUUAAAGAUUAUAGUGAUGACAAAUCAACCAAUUUUAAUGAGCGAUUUUCAGCAGAAGAACAACAAGAGGAGGAUCAGCCAACGAACUACAGCAUAAAGUAUAAUGAUGAGCAUCAUGUGGAACAACCUAUUGACUACAGCUUAAAAUAUUCGGAAAACUCCUCCCAAAAAGUAAUGUUUAGCCAUUCAAAAUCCUCUUCUGCUCAGAGAUUAGAAAAAGACAAUCUAACUCAGGGCAAUAUGACAACAUCUGUAACAUCAUUAAAGAAUUCAAGCAGACAAAAACAGCUUCAUCCACCUCAAACACGAUCUGGGCCAACACGGGUUAUCCAAAAGACUUCAACUUGUAAAACUCCAUCUAUUAAUCAAGAAACUCUACAGACAUACUGUGUUGAGGACACACCGAUCUGUUUUUCACGUGGCAGUUCUCUAUCUUCUUUGUCAUCUGAGGAAGAUGAAACAGAAGUCCGUAAACGAUCCGUGAAUGCUGGCGCUAACUAUUCAAAUGUACCUGUUUCUGAGAAAGAAUCUUCUGGCAUUUUAGUUACAGAUCAGCAUAAUGCUGAAAGCCAGUCCACUGUGCAGUACAUCCGAAUGAAACCUCAGAGAAAUCAAAGUUCCUCUGUGUCCAUAUCAGAAGGAUCAAGACAUAAAGCUGUUGAGUUUUCAUCAGGAGCUAAAUCUCCUUCUAAGAGUGGUGCUCAAACACCUAAAAGUCCUCCAGAACAUUAUGUACAAGAGACACCACUUAUGUUUAGCAGGUGUACUUCAGUAAGCUCCCUUGAUAGCUUUGAAAGUCAGUCUAUAGCUAGCUCGGUACAGAGUGAACCGUGUAGUGAGAUGGUUAGUGGAAUCAUUAGCCCAAGCGAUCUUCCUGAUAGUCCUGGGCAAACAAUGCCUCCAAGUCGAAGCAAAACUCCCCCACUUACACAUCCUCAUCCAGCUCAGAUGAAACACAAGAUAAAAGUAACUCCUCAAAAUGACAAGAGAGAUUUGACUCCAAGACAUGCGGCUGUGAGUUCUGCUGUUCAGAAAGUUCAGGUACUCCAGGACAAUGACACAUUGUUGCAUUUUGCCACAGAAAGUACUCCAGAUGGAUUCUCCUGUGCAUCCAGUCUAAGUGCUCUAAGCCUUGAUGAGCCUUAUAUUCAGAAGGAUGUUGAACUUCAGAUUAUGCCUCCAGUUCAUGAAGACGACCAUGGAAAUGAAGGUGACCCUGAAAAAGAUGAAUCUGUGGAGGCAAGAAGCCCAGAUAAGGCUAAAAUACCUUGCCAACCAGAAAAGGACAUACUUGAUGACUCUGAUGAUGAUGAUAUUGAAAUAUUAGAAGCUUGCAUAAACUCUGCUAUGCCAACUAAAUCAUCGCGAAAACCGAAAAAGCAAUCGCUCACACCUGCAUCAAGAAUACCCCCACCUGUUGCUCGUAAACCAAGCCAGCUUCCUGUAUAUAAAUUACUUCCAUCACAGAAUCGAGGGCAGCAGCAGAAACACGUGAGCUUUACGCAUGGAGAAGAUAUGCCUAAGAUAUACUGUGUUGAAGGAACUCCCAUUAAUUUUUCGACUGCUACGUCUCUGAGUGAUCUUACUAUUGAUUCUCCACCAAAUGAGCUGGCAAGUAAUGAAAACUCUGUUCAUACUGUGGAACCUUCCUGUACUCAGAGAGAAGUUGUUCUAAAGGGGAAAACCACAGAAGUCAAGAGCCCUGGUCAAAGUCCUUCUACCUCAAAGUCAGUUGUAGAUGAGAACAAUGAAGGGGAUGAUAUCCUGGCUGAGUGUAUCAGUUCUGCAAUGCCGAAAGGUAAAACUCAUAAGCCUUUUAGAUUAAGUAAAAUUGAUCAAGGGCAGCAUCUGUCAGCCUCUCCUGCUACUUUAGUCCAACAAGAAAUGGAAAAGAAGAAACCCACAUCUCCUGUGAAACCAAUACCCCAAAGCAAUGAAUAUAGAUCAAGAAUGUUAAAACGGCCAGAGCCUGCCUGCAGUUUUAAUCCAGGGACCACAUGUCCAGAUAAAAAUGAAACAAAAAAACAAGACUUAAAGGCUGCUUCAGGAGAGCUAACAGAAAAACAUUCAAACAUUGAUGAGAGAACACGUACAGGCUUUACUUUUGAUUCACCACAUCAUUAUACACCAAUUGAGGGAACUCCCUAUUGCUUCUCACGCAAUGAUUCUUUGAGUUCAUUAGAUUUUGAAGAUGAUGAUGCUGAUUUCUCAAAAGAAAAAGCUGAACUUAGAAAAGAAAAGGUGCAAAACAAAGAUUCUUCAAAGAAUACCAGCGAGGAAACUGUUAACCAACAAACUGAAAGCAGGAAACACACAUUACAGGUGGCUCCUUCAAAACCUCUGCAAAAACAGGGAAAUUUUACACAAACAUCCAAAGAAAUUGCAGGACCAAUCUCAGAUGAGAAGCAGAACUUUUCAAUCGAAGAUACACCAGUAUGUUUUUCGAGAAAUUCCUCACUUAGUUCACUGAGUGACAUUGAUCAAGAAAAUAACAACAGAAACUCCCAUCAGAAAGAAAACAUAACUCAGGAAGAAACCUCAAGGCCUCAAGCUUCUGGUUAUGCUCCAAAGGCCUUUCAUGUUGAAGAUACCCCUGUGUGUUUUUCAAGAAACAGUUCACUUAGCUCUCUUAGCAUUGAUUCUGAAGAUGAUCUUUUGCAAGAAUGUAUAAGUUCUGCCAUGCCAAAAAAGAAAAAACAACCCCUUAGAACUAAAAUGGAUGAUUCUCGGGAGAGUGGUGAUAAAAGCAUUUGUGGAAUUUUAGCAGAAGAGCCAGAUCUAACACUUGACAUCCCAGACACACAUAGUCCUGUUUCAGAGCAGGCUCUUUCACCAGAUUCAGAAUCUUUUGACUGGAAAGCUAUUCAAGAGGGUGCAAAUUCCAUAGUUAGUAGUUUACACCAGGCAGCUGCUAGUCUUUCUCGACAAGGCUCUUCUGACUCAGAUUCAAUCCUCUCUCUUAAAUCUGGUAUAUCAAUUGGAUCUCCAUUCCAUAUUACUGCAGAUCAAGAGGAAAUGAAAGAGAAAACUUCAAACAAAGGCCCUAGAAUACUGAAACCAGGAGAGAAGAGUACUCUAGAAUCUAAAAAGAAAGAAGAAGAAGCCAAAGGCCUUAAAGGGGGUAAGAAAGUUUACAAAAGCCUCAUAACAGGCAAAGCACGUACAAGUCUUGACUGUGCAUCUGCUCAGCAAAAGCAAGCUCCGGGUCCCAUGAUCUCCCGUGGAAGGACAAUGAUUCAUAUUCCAGGGGUGAGAAGCAGCUCACCCAGUACCAGUCCAGUUACUAAAAAGACACCAUCUAAGGCAACUGCCUCAAAAGCAUCUUCACAGGUUCAGACCAGUGGCAACUCUCGUGGUGUAAAACCACCCACAAAAUUAGACUGUAGCCUGGCCCCUAGGCAACCCAGUUCUCAAAGUGGAUCUAGUAAAGCCUCUUCUCAGUCUGGCUCAAGAGACUCCACUCCUUCUAGGCCUUCUCAGCAACCAUUAUCUAGACCUGUCCAGUCACCAGGUCGCACGUCUGUUUCCCCUGGGAGAAAUGGUAUUAGUCCAUCCACAAAGCUAUCACAGUUACCCCGCACUGUGUCUCCUAGCACAGCUUCAACCAAAUCUUCAGGAUCUGCUAGAAUGUCGUAUCCUUCUCCUGGUAGACACUUGGGUCAGCAGCCUCCAGCAAAACAAACUGGUUUUCCAAGAAGUACUAGUGGAAUUCCAAGAAGUGAAUCUGCUUCUAAAGGUUUGAAUCAAUCUGGAGCAACAGGACCUUCAAAAAAGGCAGAUUUGUCAAGGAUGUCAUCUACAAAGUCCAGUGGAAGUGAGUCUGAUCGAUCUGAAAAACCUGUCCUAGUUCGACAGUCAACUUUUAUUAAAGAAGCCCCCAGUCCAACACUAAAACGAAAGCUGGAAGAAUCUGCAUCAUUUGAAUCUUUGUCUCCAUCUCCUAACCGAUCCCAGUCUCAAACACCAGUCUCAAGCCCAUCUUUGCCAGAUAUGUCCUUGGCUUUGCCCUAUCAAGGCAGCUGCUGGAGAAAAUCUCCUCAAGGAAAUUUGUCUGAUAAUGGUGAUGGAAAAUCUCUUAGAAGACACGACAUUGCACGUUCCCAUUCUGAAAGCCCUUCAAGGCUUCCCGUUAACAAGUCUGGGACAUGGAAACGAGAACAUAGCAAACAUUCCUCCUCCCUCCCAAGGGUGAGUACCUGGAAACGAACAGGAAGCUCAUCUUCUAUCCUCUCUGCUUCUUCAGAGUCAAGUGAAAAAACAAGGAGUGAAGAUGAAAGGCAGACUUUGAGUCCUCCUCAAAAGCCAGUGCAAAGUGAUGGGGGUCCAGCUUUAAGGGGAACAUGGAGGAAAUUUAAGGAAAGCGAAAUUCCUUGUUUAAUGGAUAAUGAGCCCCAGGAUAUAUCCAAGGAUGAGGAUUGUCUUUCAGUGGGACAUCAGAUGAUCACUGGAGGGUCAAAAAUGGAAGAUGUGUGGGUGAGAAUCGAGGAUUGCCCUAUCAACAAUCCUCGUUCUGGGAAAUCUCCAACUGGAAAUAUACCGCCAGUUAUUAGCAGUAUGUCUGACAAUGUACCUGCUACAAAUUUUGAUGAAAAUGAGAUGCAGAGUAAACAAUUCUCAGUCAAAGAAAAUUCACCUGUCCCUACACCUAGUCUUGAGAAGAAGGUUACGGAUUUUAAAACAACUUUUAACAACCCAAACACCACAUCAGAGACACAUGAAGUCCCAGUUGCGGAACGUACUCCUUUCAGCUCUUCCAACUCGAGCAAGCAUAGUUCCCCAAGUGGUGCUGUGGCAGCACGAGUGACACCAUUCAAUUAUAACCCUAGCCCUAGAAAGAGCAGUGCUGAUAGUACUUCCCAUCGACCUUCCCAGAUCCCAACUCCAGUGACCAGCAGCACAAAGAAAAAGGACUCCAAAGGUGAAAAUGCUGAGCCUAGUGGAUCAUAUAUAGUGACAUCUGUUUGACUCUUUCAUGAUCAUGCAUAAUCCUGGAACCAUUUUGGACAAUUUUGGCCAUACUUUUAGACCUGUUUCAAAGGAAAAAAACCUAGGAUAUGCAUAUUGAUGAUCAUUUAUGCUCCUAGAAAUACUUCAACAAUAAUUGAGAAAACAAGAAGCAUGUAUAUAGUUUUAUUUUUGAGGGCUACUGUCAUUGAAUGCUUAUUUAAGGCACAGUGUUGGCUAGUAGAAAUGUGGCUGGCACAUUUAUUGGGGCAGUUUGAGUAUUGUAACAGUAUUUUAAUUUGUACAGUACAGAUUUUGAUUAUGAAUUUAAUUUAAGUCCAUUAUGAUCUUUUCUUGCUUUAUAAAUAAUCAGUUAAAAAUAUAGUUGGGGUGUGGUAUACAUUAAAUGGACUGAAAAUCUAAUGUUUUUGCUUUAAUGACUAAACUGAUUAUUUAUAAAUGACAUGGAACCAGUUAUUGUUGCAAAUAGUUUUUACAACUUCCCUUUCUGCUCCUGCAUGCAUUCAUCUGAUGGUUUGUUUUUGGAAUUAACAAUUUCUGUUGUCAAAUGAUGUGCAUAGGUAGCAUUUGUGUAAUCCUUUUACACUUUGUGUGUUUUCUGGAAGUAUGGAAUUGUAAUCUUUAAAAUUAUUUUACAUCUGGUGAAGAUUUUAUCUGAAAGUAGACCAUGUGCUAUGCGGUUAAAUUGUAUUCUGUCAAAGUGAGAAAUUUGUUCUUAAUGGGUUUUAGUCUCCAGACUAAAUGAACGUCUCAAGAACAAAUGAUUACAUUUGGUUUUGGUGUUGAUCUAAUUUUUUACUUUUUUAAUCAAUUAAAUGACUAUCAUUGCAGCACAUUACUUGAUGAGAUGCAUAUUGUUAUGCCAAAAGUUUUAAGUCACUGAUGGAAAUGUUUUUUUCAAACAAUGGUGGAUGGUUGGUUAUUUAAGAAAAAGAUGGUGCAAACUGUAAAGCAACAUAAUAAACACAGAUUUUUUUUUUGGUGCCAUUCUGGUUAUGUUUAAUUAGCAGAAUUGGACCUUGCACACAAUGAAAGUACAUGAAAAUCUGAGAGCUUGACAA
Messenger RNA from Scleropages formosus (Asian bonytongue), 9645 nucleotides. RefSeq names its product APC regulator of WNT signaling pathway (gene apc). The record is from RefSeq and is a predicted model, not a curated record. Gene Ontology annotation, cellular component: beta-catenin destruction complex; catenin complex; cytoplasmic microtubule. NCBI's taxonomy places the organism in Eukaryota, Metazoa, Chordata, Actinopteri, Osteoglossiformes, Osteoglossidae. Gene Ontology annotation, molecular function: microtubule binding; gamma-catenin binding; beta-catenin binding. Bases 212 to 8584 code for a protein of 2790 amino acids. Gene Ontology annotation, biological process: Wnt signaling pathway; pattern specification process; nervous system development. The transcript is spliced from 16 exons.